UUCAAGUUAAACACGCCAUGUUUACGUUUGUUCUUUGCAGCUGCUUGGUUUUGUAUUUUUGUCUAUGCGGCAUGUGUUUUAUUUUACACAAGCAAUAAAAUCGCCUUAUAUUUCUUACGUCACUUCCCUUUCGCAUGGCGCGGCGGUGUUUAGUAACGCUGCUGUUUGGUGUAUGACCAGUGUUACUUUGCAGGAAAUCUGAGUCUUUGACAAGAUCUUUGAAGGAAUCAAAUAAUCAUGUCCGUGGGUGAGAGACUGUAUAACUGUGAGGAUCCUGCUGUGUGGAGAGGGAUCUAUGGAAAAUACUGGGAUGUGGUGGAAGCAAAGUCAGCUAAGAAGGGGAAGGAUCCUGGAAAGCUGCUGGCACUAGACAAAUGGUUUCAGGAGGAGCUUCCCGCUGCGAUCUCAUCUCGAUCAGAACGUUCUCUUACACAUGCUGAGCUUGCUAAGAUCAUGGAGUGGAAACUAACCAAAGGAAAGUUCCGCCCACGUUUGCAGCAGCUGAUUGGCUCAAACAGCGAGGAGGCGGUUCAUAGCUUGACCAGCAAAGCAUUUAGUUUGUUUCCAGAUGUCCAGGCUGCAAUUACAGAGUUAUGCAAACUCAAAGGUGUCGGGCCGGCAACAGCAUCAGCUGUGUUGGCAGCUGGAGCUCCAGAUAAAAUCGCCUUCAUGGCCGAAGAAGCUGUGGAGAGCAUCGCUGGGCUGAGACCAGUCGAGUACACAGCCAAACAUUACACUCUUUAUCUACAGAAAGUGCUGCAAAAAACAGCCCAGCUCAACAAAGCGGACGACCAGCAGGACUGGACUCCUCAUAGGGUGGAGCUGUGUUUAUGGGCGUGGACGGUAGCCAAUCAGAUUCAGCCCUCAUUAUUAAAGGAAUUCGACUUGGUGGAUGUCACAGGCAAAGAGACUAAUCAGAAGUCAGAGAAGAGAAAAGCAAAUGAUGAAAAGCCAUCAAAGAGACGAAAGACUGACUGCUCUUAGUAUCAGAAUACAGCAGCAUUUCUCUUCUCAAAGUUUUUUGGGGAGUAUGUUGUCACAGUAUUUCUUUAUCACAGUAUUUCUACUCUUUUAAAUGUUCACUGUCUGUGUUUUUAUGUUUCCCAUCUAUUUUUCCAAGCUAGAACCCACACAAACUAUAUGUGUCUUAUGUUCUAGACUGUUUAUGUAAGUGGUGUUAAAUGUUAUUUUAUUAAAGCAAUAAAAGUGUCGUUAAGCGUAUAAACAGCAGUGUGUGUGUGUGUGGCGGUCUCAAACGUAAACAGAUACCUCCUUACAGUAUGGUCUUUAUUUCAAACAGCUGAGAAAUCAGAUCAAACACAAAACUGUACAAAAUUAAACUACAAAAACAAAACCGCCUCAGGUUCCAAUAUUUCAGCAGUACAAGACAUCAUGAAGUGAUAACCAAGAAUUCGAUAGAAACUAACAAUAUUUACAUCUCUUUUUUAUUAUAUUCAUCUGAUCCAGAGGAAACUAAAAGCCUUUGAUAUAUUUUAACAUCUUUUUUUGUAAACAGCAUAUUUUACUGCAACGAGUCUCCAUCUCGUAUUUUGGCACCAUUUUGAAAUCCAGAAGUCUACAGGCAUGGCGGCAACACGGACACCUCACCGGACCGCAGUGACGGUUUCAAAGCAACACUUGCGAUCUACACCUACAUCAUCAUGAUAUUAGCCAAUUACUGAUGUUGGGCAUGAGAUACGAGGGCAGCUAUUGGCUGGGACAAUGUGGGCGGAGUUAAGAAGGGAGGUCCUUGGAACAUAUGUUUAUGUUCAGAAUGACAUACUACCACAGUAAUCAUACAGUUUUUGCAGUUUGCAGUGUUUUUUUUUGUAAUUUCUCGGUAUGCAUGGACCAACUGCUACAUUGUGCAGUCCAGAGCACACUGGUUGGAAUAAUGUAUACCACAAUGCAAUAUUCUUAACCUUGAAUUCUGUUUGACGAACAUAAACCUCAAAAAAACUGCUUAGAAAGGAUAGUUCACACAAAUAUGAACAUUCUUGCUUCAUUUACCCACCCUCGUCCUCGUGUCAUUCCAAACCGGUAUGACUUUCUUUUGCAGAACAAAAUAUAUUUUUUGAAAAAAGUUGGUAACAAAACAACACCUGACUGCAACUGUAUGAACACAAAACUACUGUGACAUUUCUUAAAACAUCUUUUAUGGUCCACUGAAGAAAGAGUCAUAUACAGAUUCUCAACUAAAUGAGGAUCAAUGAAUUAUGACAACAUUUUUAUUUUUGGGUGAACUAUCGCUCUAAAAUCCAAGAUAUUGUCUGUAUUUGACAGAUUAAAGCUGGAGGUCACUUGCUAAGUUACUGUUGAAAACAUUUCUCUGUUUCAAAUACUAUUAAAAAAAGCUUUUAAAAAUAGUACAGUUUGUAGUAGUUUGUAAUGAACAAACAUUUCGACACACAUGGCUUUUAUGUGACUGUAACAGUCUGACCAACAGCACAUUUCCAGAAUCCAACAGAUAAUUGUUUAAAAAUAAUAGAUCCAACAUUUUUGCAUUUACCUUAAUUUUAUCACCCGUCUGCCUCUCACCUUUUAUUUCUCAUUUAUUUUUUAUCACAUAUAUCAACACUGCAUUUCACCUUCUAACUGUAUGUCUGAAAAAUAUUUAUAAGCUUUCAUUUUUCAACUGUCCAUACGUGCCAGCCAAGUAGAUUUUACACAGAUUCUAUGUAUUCCAAACCGACUCUGGAUCAGAACAUUACAAUGUCACAAUAAAAUGACCCUUUUACUUUCUUAUACAUUUCUAGAGUUACUAUGCACAAUUCAUCACCGCAUUGCUGCGUUUUGGCGUAUAAUGCCAACUUUUCCCAAUUCCUGAUGGAAAAUACUUGCACUGCAAAUAAAUGUCAAAUUAUGAAAGCAAAACGAAUCACACAUGUUGUUUCAUGUUCACUUUAGAAGACUGACUCAUACUCCCUUAAAGGAAUAGUUCACCUUCAAAAUGAAAAUUCUGUCAUUAUUUACAGGUCCUCUUGUCAUUUCAAACCUGUAAGAAUUUCUCUUUUUCUUCAAAACACAAAAGAAGAUAUUUUGAAAAUUGUUGGUAACAGAAAACCAUUGGUCCCCAUUGACUUGCAUUGGUUUUGUGUUGACCAACAGUUUUUGGUUACUAACAUUUUUCAAAAUAUCAUCUUUUGUGUUUUUCAGAAGAAAGAAAAUCACACAGGUUUAAAAUGACAACAUGAGUAAAUGACAGAUUUUUUUUAAAGAUGAAAAUUCCUUUAAAUGUCCUUGACCAUUGUAAGAAUUUAUCCAUUCAACAUUUAUUUUUCUGUUUUCCAGGGCAAUUUGGGUUAAAUAGAGAAUUUCUUGGCUUUGCAUCAUCGCGGCCCUCGGUUUAAGACAACCUUCACAAACGGUAUGAUCCCACAAGGACAACCACUCUGAAGAAAUAUAAAUACAGUGAGGGAAAUAAGUAUUUGAUCCCCUGCUGACUU
Triplophysa rosa is the source of this 3446-nucleotide messenger RNA. RefSeq lists its product as uncharacterized. Gene Ontology annotation, biological process: DNA repair. Gene Ontology annotation, molecular function: catalytic activity; DNA binding. The transcript is spliced from 6 exons. The coding region runs from base 238 to 984 and encodes 248 amino acids. The record is from RefSeq and is a predicted model, not a curated record. Lineage: Eukaryota; Metazoa; Chordata; Actinopteri; Cypriniformes; Nemacheilidae.